This is a messenger RNA of Metarhizium album ARSEF 1941, 960 nucleotides long. RefSeq lists its product as uncharacterized. The record is from RefSeq and is a predicted model, not a curated record. The transcript is spliced from 2 exons. NCBI's taxonomy places the organism in Eukaryota, Fungi, Ascomycota, Sordariomycetes, Hypocreales, Clavicipitaceae. Bases 1 to 960 code for a protein of 319 amino acids.
AUGCCGCCCCAACAAGUCGCCGACGCCGCGAUAAACGGCUUCGACAACGCCUCAGCAUAUGACGCCCAUCGCCCGUCGUACCCGGCCCCGGCAGUCCAGGCCCUACUGCACAACCUCGAGCUGGUCAAGAAGCCUAAUGCGAAGAUAGUCGACCUUGCGGGCGGGACGGGCAAAUUUACAGAGCUACUGGCGGCCCGGGAGGAGCACUUUGAAAUUGUGGCAGUGGAGCCGUUGGCCAGGAUGCGACAGAGUCUCGUAGACAAGCGAUUAGAAAACGUUGAGGCGAUGGAUGGAUUAGCCACGCGUAUGAAUCUGGAUGAUGGGUGGGCUGAUGCCGUCGUUGCCGCGCAGGUACGUUUUACACCAUUGCAGUCUGUAUAUCGGACGGGUGCUGAUGAGUACGCCCCGCAGUCUUUCCACUGGUUUGCCAACGACGAAGCGUUGAGGGAGAUCCGCCGCGUGCUUAGGCCCGGCGGCCACUUUGGCUUCGUUUGGAACAUUGAGGAUUGCACGUCUCCGAGAGCAACCCCCUCCCCAGGCUUGUUUCUUGGCCGGAGUACUGACCAUGGUGCAGAUAACCAGCCUGCGGCUUGGGCUGCUUCUACUGCCUGGGAGGGAAAAUUGAAGCACCUCAUCAUGACACUCCCACCGGACGGGACUCAUCGAUUCCGCGACGAUACAUGGCGAGACGUGUUUGAGCGCCAGGCUCGUGAUCCGGCGCCGUUAUUCACCACGCCUGUUGGGCGGGACAAGAUUCCGUUUACGGUCUGGCUGACCAAGGAGUUGCUGUGGGAGCGGAUCCAGACGUUGAGCCAGGUUGCGGUGCUUCGAGAUGCUGACAGGGACGCCUUCAGGGCCAGUUUUGAUGGAAUUAUGAGCGAGGGAGAUCAGGUCUGGAACGACAAGGGGGAGGUUGAGUUUCAUGGGUUCACGGUGUACGGGUGGACGAGCAGGCUGUAG